GUUCAAAACGGCCACGGCCAAGUGUCGUAAUGACCUCACAGAAUUACACAAGCGACGCUAUAGAGUCGAGGGUUACACCAGGUGCAGGCAUUGGUGUAUUCUCCAAACGUCAACUCGAAGCAGAUGAGAAGCUAUACCAGACAAACGAUGAAUACUUUAGCGUAAUUUACAGAAGAUAUUGGAAGGAAGUAUGCGCUUCUUGUUACAACUACGAUAGAGGAAUAGACUGGAAAGUGAAAGAGAAUAACAUAGGGCUUGCCUUCUGUACAGAGGACUGCCGGAAUACUUUUAUGAGUAAACUUGAUGAUGAUAUGCGAGUAUUUCUCGCUAAAGUCGAAGAGUACGCAAGGAAACGCAAGCAGGUCAGGGAAAUACCUGACCUGGAAGACGAUAUCAUUCCGGAUAAAAGAAUUAUAGAAGAAUCCUGGAAUGAUUCUCAACAUACUCUAUUGGAUAUCGUUGACGUAAUUAACUCUGAGAAAAUUAAUAAACGUCAGCGGAAAUUCAUAAAUGAAAUCCAAGCCGCUGGUUUGCAAGCGUAUGAUGAAGAUAGUGAGGCAGAUAUAGAUAGUAUCAAGAAUCUAACCAGUUAUAUAUUGACAAAUAUUCAAUCGCCGUCUACAGUUGCACAAACGCUCGAGUUAAGUACUACACUAGAGCCUUAUACGCUCAGUAGAAUGUUAGAUCAACAGGUCAAUCACUAUUUGGCGAUAGUUACCCUCUUGCCACCAUCAUUGUCGAGAUUUGCAUUAGCUGCGCCAUCGAUUGCAAAAAUACUGGCUGUUGAUCGUUCGAACAGUUUUGGUAUAUGGAGCGGAAGCUCAGAUAAAGCCUCCGCACAAUCAGAAGAGCGCAGUGAACUACUAGGUUCAAUGCUCGUGCCUUCUCUCUCACGUUUCAAUCACUCUUGCUCUCCUACAGUCUCAAAGUCGCGUUAUAGAAAAACAUGGACAUUCUCUACAACUAACACCGUAAACAAGGAUUCUGAACUUUUCAUCACUUAUCUAGGUGGUGAUGAAAGUAUGUUGAAGGUGGAGGACCGCCGUCAGCGUUUAAUGAAUGGAUGGGGAUUUGUUUGUGAAUGCUCAAAGUGCACUAAAGAAUCAAACAAAUCGGAUUAAUGUACUGCAAUUAAUUUAUUACUUGUAAUCAUUUCACUCAUGGGAUAAAAUUUCAUCAACUAGAUAUUCUCUGAUUGCACUCGAGUUAUUGUUGUGGGCGUAAGCUUCUUCAAUAUCCCAUUCAAGGAAUCUCCUAGUGAUAUCCUGAGCAACUAACAGCUCGUCUGUAGGGUCCUCAUCGAGUGUAUCUGUAGCUACUUCAUCUAGUGUGUUCGAUAAGUAAAGUUGUCUGCACGUCAUUAAAUAUUCUUCAUUGAGAUCAUCAAAUCAUUACCUACGAUAUGUGUCUGGCUUUAUCGACAAUAUCAAUAGGUAUGUUGUUUGACAAUGCACAGUCAAAUGCUCCAGAGUCUUCGCUGAGUUCCAAUUCCAACCUGGCUCUUUGAUCAGAGGGCACAACACUAGAUAUAUUUAUCUCACUUAUGCAGGUGCGUUAAUGUUGUAUUGCCUUCGUCAUUCUUGCUUAUUUUUACACGCAUAUGUGUAAUAACUACCGAUGCAGCCAGUUUGAUAUAAGAAUUUUCCCAUAGAUCUUGAUGAAUUCUAAUUAAGUGCACUUAUAAUUUAAUAUCCUCACCAUUGAAAUGUGUAGUAGCAAUUAUGAAUGGACAAUUUUCACCUCUUCUCAUCAAGUAAUUGAUACUUGCUGCAAAUAUACCAGCGCCAUCUAUUUUGAGUGUAAAAUUGCUAGACAGAAUAGAUGCAGACAAACCAGAAGGCAGGGUACCCUUUCCAAACUCGUCCCACAAAACGAGUGAACGGCCAGUGGCAUUACGCAUCGCGUGUGUGACCUGAGCCAAGUCGAUCAUGAAAGCUGACUGCAUCUGGAGGGGUUUUUAGAUAAUCCUCACUGCUUCUAGAUGUUUACUUUUGAUGAUGAUUCUCUGCACAUUACACGUGUGAACACUACCAUAUGAAAACACUAGUUUGUAGGACACUAACCCGCUUACAUUUAUCAAUGAUGCCAAUCGUUGCAGACUCAGCUGGAACAUAACUAAAAUGUCAGCUAAAUAGCCAGAACUUGAUGUAACAUACCACCCAAUUUGAGCCAGUAUCACAAUCAAACCUACUUGUUUGAGGUACACACUCUUACCACUGCCAUUAGCACCUGUGAUUAUCAUCGUAGAGUGAGCGAUAUCCUGCAUCUUAUUCUGAACGACAUUAGACAAAGUUCCGCUGCGCUGUUUAUUCGGCGUCAUCGGGACUACUGCACUGAAAGGCGUUAUUUUUCUACUUUCAAUAAUAUCGAUAUCAUCGUCGAUUUUAACCCUCAUCUCGAGGGAUUUCUUGAGAUGGGUGUCAUUCUGUACGAAAGUCCUCACACAGAGCUCCUGGAGAGGAUGCCGACCAUUCGAUAUGCGUAUCAUAGGAUUGUCCGUCAUGAGUGGCUUGCUGAACCCAUGUACUUCGCUAACGCGUGUCAUAGCAAGUAAUCUAUGGAGGUUGAGACGAAAAUACAUUGAUAGUGAAGUUUACAAACACAUCUAAUUCGGAAAUAUUCUCCGCCAUUAUUGACAACUCAUUAGAGUAACCAAGGACAUGCUGCGUAAGCUCGUAUAUAAUUUCUGUUUCCCGGUCUGCGAUAAGUGUUGCCAUAUCACCCAGAUGGUAGUCUAUGCAUCGACUGUCAUGGAAAUCUUCCACAAUGUGCUCUUAUUCACCUAAUUCGCGCAUCCUGUCUGACUUGAAAUAAAGCGUCUGCGGGAAUUUGGUUACGAACGCAGGUCAAAUCAUUGCAGACUGUACCAUUUCUGUCAUGAACUACAUACUAAGGUCACGAACCAAAGGGUUGAUACCAUCUUACCUGAUAUUCCCAGGCGAUUUCAGCACCUAUCAUGUCCCUGUCUUCAAUAUUCUCAUACCCAUUAUUAACAAUAUCAAGAGCUAUUAAAUACCCGAUUUGAGGGAAAUAUACGACAUUAAUCUCGUUUGCUAUAUUCGACGGUGUUUCUUCGUGUAUUUCUUGAGCUACUUGCACUAAGAAACUGUCUAGUUCAUUAAAUUGCUGGCGAAGAUUGUCUUAAUUAUCAGUCAGUUAACAAGUGAUAGAGGACCUUUGCUCACCAAGCUCAUCAUCCAAUCCAGUGGUAAUUAUCAGUCGGUGUUCCG
Messenger RNA from Wallemia mellicola CBS 633.66, 3230 nucleotides. RefSeq lists its product as hypothetical. Lineage: Eukaryota; Fungi; Basidiomycota; Wallemiomycetes; Wallemiales; Wallemiaceae. The transcript is spliced from 2 exons. Bases 30 to 1121 code for a protein of 363 amino acids. Gene Ontology annotation, molecular function: protein binding. Gene Ontology annotation, cellular component: nucleus. The record is from RefSeq and is a predicted model, not a curated record.